GGGGAAUACGGAUAUUUAGCCUAACUCUUUUGGGAUGAAACAUACCGGCAUGCAAAUGCAAGGCAAAACCGGUUUGAAUAUUAAAAAGUUAGGGGUGACUUGUGUGUUAGGAAUGACUUGUCGUUCAUUAAAACAACGAAUUUCACUAAAGUAAUUAAAGAACUGGUAACAAUGGAGCAAUGCAUGAACUAGUGUCGAAUAUUGGCGAUAGUAUAAAUCAAACAAGAACUACUUUUUCAAUGGCGCGCGUCGAAUGUCCCAGUCUAAACGCAUUUUUAAGAAAAUUAAUGUGAAACCACAAACGUUUUCUUGAAUUUUCUAAAACCUGAAUUCUUUUACUAACGUCUGAAACGUUUAAAACCAAAAUCAAAUCAAAAUGGAUCCUUCAAAUAAUCACAGUUGCAUUUAUACCAAAGAUAUAACAAAGAAUAUCACCUUGUAUACAAAUGGUCCAUUUAAAGGCGAAAUUGAUGCCAACACUUUGGAAUUUCGAGAGCCGCGCUGCAAACCUUUGGUCCUAUUGAUGGCCUGGUUGACGGCCAAGCCAAAGCAUAAGAAAAAAUAUGCCCAAGUAUAUAUAAAUUUGGGUUUUGAUGUUGUUGUAGUACAGAUUACCCUUUGGCAAGGACUAUGGCCCACCAUAGGCUCCCAUGUCAUAGCUGGCGAAACCAUAAACUUUUUGGAACAUAACAAAUCCUAUACCCCUAUUGUGGUACAUGGCUUCUCCGCGGGGGCCUAUCAAAUGGGUGAAAUAAUGGUACAAAUGUCCAAGGACUUGACACGUUAUGCACAUAUCAUUGAGCGCAUAUACUGUCAAAUAUGGGAUAGUGCUGCUGAUGUUACAGAAAUACCAGAGGGUUUGGCAAAAACGAUAUUUCCGAAAAAUCCAAGCAUGCAAAAUUUCUUGAGAAAGCACACCAGCUCUUAUUUAAGAACAUUCUACAAUGAGGCAACUAUCCAUUAUGAGCGCUCCAGUGAAAUGUUUCACAACACUCUAUUAAAGAAACCCGCACUUGUCUUUGUUUCUGAAAACGACCUCAUUGGUCCACCCUCUUCAAGUCUGGCGGUGCGUAAGAAAUGGGAACGAGCCAAUAUUAAAGUUACCAUAAAAAUUUGGAAAAAUUCUUUACAUGCUGGCCAUAUACUUAAACAUCGGGAGGAAUAUUUGCAUAUGCUUUUUCAACAUUUAAAAGAUUCUGGAGUUUUAGAUAUUUCGGCGGAUGGAGUUCAUUCAAAAUUGUGAUAGCCUAGAGGAUAUCAGUGUACAAAACAUUAUUUAUUUUCAUUUAGUUAUACAUAUACAAUAAUUUAAGUUACAUAUAUAAUUUAUUAUUAGA
Stomoxys calcitrans (stable fly) is the source of this 1337-nucleotide messenger RNA. RefSeq lists its product as uncharacterized. The coding region runs from base 377 to 1243 and encodes 288 amino acids. Lineage: Eukaryota; Metazoa; Arthropoda; Insecta; Diptera; Muscidae. The transcript is spliced from 5 exons. Gene Ontology annotation, molecular function: serine hydrolase activity. The record is from RefSeq and is a predicted model, not a curated record.